Molecule: messenger RNA, 1316 nt
Organism: Sinocyclocheilus anshuiensis
Lineage: Eukaryota; Metazoa; Chordata; Actinopteri; Cypriniformes; Cyprinidae
Product: Krueppel-like factor 5
Exons: 4
Coding region: 255-1289 (344 amino acids)
Biological process (GO): regulation of transcription by RNA polymerase II
Molecular function (GO): RNA polymerase II cis-regulatory region sequence-specific DNA binding; DNA-binding transcription factor activity, RNA polymerase II-specific
Source: RefSeq, a predicted model, not a curated record
AUUUGUCUUGUCAAACGCGUUAAGCGCUUGACAUCUCUGGCUGUCUGUCGUGUUGUUCUCAUUCGCGGUGUAUUGAAUGACGUGAUCUCCAGUUUAUUUCAGCAGAGGACAUGCGGUUAUGGGCAACGCUUUGUUGAGCAGGAUCCUCGGCUAGAAUAAAACACCUCUAAGAACUGAGCGAGGCAUUGAGAGAGGACUAUUACAGUGGAUUUAAUGACACUCCAUCAAAGCAUCACAUUCUGAUCAGAAGAGACAUGGAUGGAUACCUGCCGCCUCAGUUUCAAGCGUUGUCAGACCAUAAGAAGUUUUCUCAAGACAAUUCCAUGACGAUGGACCAAGGCACACCUUACAGCAUAAACAUGAAUGUUUUUUUACCAGACGUCACCUACCUACGGACCGGCAUGUGUAGACCUGUGAGGUCUGCGGCACCACAGAUAAAGUCGGAACCUCUGCAUUCGUCUUUCAACUACUCCAGUUGCCAGGGCUCGGUAGCGUCCACCAUGACGCACCCAGAGUACACAAACCUCUACAGCCCAGCUGUGGAAACGGGUAGCAAUGUUUACAUCAAGCAUGAGACACCAUCCCUCGAAUUCCCAGACGUUCCACUUUUUCAGCUGUUGAAUUCGGAGCUCGAGCCCAGUGUGCCUGGUGGCCACUCUUGCACAGAUUCCCACAAUGCCACAUGCCAUCCAAUGCCGACGUAUAACAGCAUUCACCCACAACCCAGCCAUAUUGCAGAAAGACCGCUUUGUAAUAUGAGCAGCAGUGGAUAUUCGCUACCUGCCCAGUUUGGUCAGCAUCCUCAGAAGAGGGCAGCCUAUCUACCACCCUCCCCUCCAAACUCAGAACCGGGCAGCCCUGACAGGAGGAAAGAACUCAUACAGAACUUUUCGCCACCUCCAUCAUAUGCUGCCAGCAUGGCAUCUAAAAUGGCAGGUCUUACCCCUGGACCAGCACUUUCUGUCCAAACACAAGCAGUACCUGCCCAAUACAACCGCAGAAACAAUCCCGAUCUAGACAAAAGGAGAAUACAUCACUGUGAUGUACCAGGAUGUAAGAAGGUCUACACCAAGUCCUCACAUUUGAAGGCUCAUUUACGUACUCACACAGGCGAAAAGCCAUACAAGUGCUCAUGGGAGGGGUGCGACUGGCGAUUCGCCCGCUCUGACGAGCUAACGCGCCACUUCAGGAAGCACACAGGGGCCAAACCUUUCCAGUGCGCCGUAUGUAGCCGUUGCUUCUCCCGAUCGGACCACCUGGCCCUCCACAUGAAAAGACACCAGAACUAGAGCCGCCCGCUCUCGUUGUUCUGACGG